Messenger RNA from Impatiens glandulifera, 1770 nucleotides. RefSeq names its product tocopherol cyclase, chloroplastic. The record is from RefSeq and is a predicted model, not a curated record. Lineage: Eukaryota; Viridiplantae; Streptophyta; Magnoliopsida; Ericales; Balsaminaceae. Gene Ontology annotation, molecular function: tocopherol cyclase activity. The transcript is spliced from 10 exons. Bases 66 to 1547 code for a protein of 493 amino acids.
UCAUUCCCUCUUAUGUCUCUCAAUCUCUCCGCCUAAAACAGGAGAGAUCAUUUCAUUUGCUUUCGAUGGAAACGAAUUUCUAUUCCUUCUGCAAACACUCAUCAAAUGAUCUUCUUCGUGGAAUAGAAAGAGUAAAGCAUGUUCAAGCCUUCAAGCACAAAUCUUUUGCGGUUCCCAAUCGGCUGCCCCUUCGUAUCUCAGCCGUGGACACUUCCUCCAGAGCUGAUGAAGCUGAUUUAGCAACUGUCAAGUCGGUCGAAGCCGCCGCCGCUGUCCAGCCCGUCUAUAAGCCCACGCCUCCCAAUCGCGACCUGCGGACUCCCCAUAGCGGGUAUCAUUACGAUGGGAGUACUAGGAAAUUCUUCGAAGGCUGGUACUUCAAGGUCUCAAUACCUGAACGGAGACAGAGCUUCUGCUUCAUGUACUCGGUGGAGAAUCCCGCAUUUUCAACCAAAUUGACAAAAUUGGAAGAGGCAACACAUGGACCACGGUUCACUGGAGUAGGGGCACAAAUUCUUGGUGCUGAUGAUAAGUACAUUUGUCAGUACAAAGAUGAGUCUCAGACUUUCUGGGGAAGUAGGCAUGAGCUGAUGCUGGGGAAUACUUUUGUUGCUCAAAAUGGCAUGAGCCCACCCAAUGUGGAAAUCCCACCUGAGGAGUUCAAUCGAAGAGUCUCGGAAGGCUUCCAAGUUACACCACUUUGGAAUCAGGGUUUCAUCCGUGAUGAUGGGCGGACAGAUUAUUUAGACAUUGUAAAGUCUGCUCGAUGGGAAUACAGUACCCGACCUGUUUAUGGAUGGGGCAAUGUUGGGUCUCAACAGAAGUCAACCGCUGGCUGGCUUGCUGCUUUUCCUGUAUUUGAGCCUCAUUGGCAGAUCUGCUUAGCUGGUGGACUUUCAACAGGUUGGAUAGAAUGGGGUGAUGAAAGGUUUGAGUUCACGGAUGCUCCAUCAUAUUCAGAGAAAAACUGGGGUGGGGCUUUCCCCAAAAAGUGGUUCUGGGUUCAGUGUAACGUCUUUGAAGGGGCAUCUGGAGAAGUUGCUUUGACUGCAGCUGGUGGACUGAGACAACUUCCUGGAGACACGUAUGAAAAUGCUGCACUGGUUGGAAUUCAUUGUGGAGGAGUUUUCUAUGAAUUUGUGCCGUGGAAUGGAGUUGUUGCCUUUGAAAUUGCUCCUUGGGGCUCCUGGAUCAUCUCGGCUGAGAAUGAAACGCACAAGGUAGAAGUAGAGGCCAGCACUGAUGAUCCAGGUACAACUUUGCGGGCACCAACAUCGGAAGCUGGACUAGCUCCUGCUUGUAAAGACACAUGUUUUGGCAACUUGAGACUGCGGUUGUGGGAACGGAGAUACGAUGGAAGCAAGGGAAAGAUGAUAUUGGAUGUAACAAGCAACAUGGCAGCAGUAGAAGUUGGGGGAGGACCUUGGUUCAAUACCUGGAAAGGCAAGACUACGACUCCUGAGAUAGUUAGCCGUGCUCUAAAUGUUCCAGUUGAUAUUGAUGGGUUCUUUGGUUUUCUUCCUUUCCUCAAACCCCCUGGCUUAUAACCUACCUGCACCUCUCAUGGGUAAUCUCCUUCUUUGUACACUGGCUACUGUAAAUAGUGGCAUUUAAAGUUUACUCCAUCGGUUUUGGACAACGACUUGCUACUGUAAAUAGUGGCACCUAAAGUUGUUGAUUCUUGGUGUACUGAGUAUCAUACAAGCCACAUUUGAAAAUACUUUUUUUUAAUAUUCAUUUACAAGUUUGAAAAGAUAAAUGUUUGUUUCU